This is a messenger RNA of Penicilliopsis zonata CBS 506.65, 2478 nucleotides long. RefSeq lists its product as hypothetical. Bases 1 to 2478 code for a protein of 825 amino acids. The record is from RefSeq and is a predicted model, not a curated record. Lineage: Eukaryota; Fungi; Ascomycota; Eurotiomycetes; Eurotiales; Aspergillaceae. Gene Ontology annotation, biological process: regulation of transcription by RNA polymerase II; DNA-templated transcription. Gene Ontology annotation, cellular component: chromatin. The transcript is spliced from 6 exons. Gene Ontology annotation, molecular function: RNA polymerase II cis-regulatory region sequence-specific DNA binding; DNA-binding transcription factor activity, RNA polymerase II-specific; zinc ion binding.
AUGGACGAAUCGUCGAUUGGCGUAGGAAGAAGACGGCUGAGGUCCCAGGCGAGACAUUCGCUGGGGCCCUUUCAGUGUCGUCAGUGCCACAAGAGCUUCUCGAGGAUUGAGAAUCUCACCAGGCACGCCGAAAACCACCGUGAAACUACAAGGUUCUCCUGCAGUAUCUGCAGCCGAGGCUUUACAAGAAGUGACCUAUUGAAACGCCAUGUUAAGAUCCAUGGUGAUUCUGAACGCAGCAGCAACACUGCCAACAGUCGACGAACGGGUGACUCAGAAGAUGCCCACAAUGAUCAUAGCCAAGCUGGGUCACCUGGGGUUCAAAUAUCUCCGCUAGAGACAGACAAUAAUCCAACAGUCCCCUCCGUGCAAGUCGUGGCUGCCCCUCAGCCGGUAAACUUGAACCAUACACAGAUCCUUAAUAAUGAGGAUUAUGAUCCCCAGUCCGUGCUUGAGGUAGGUACAGGCAGCGCCAUGGGUCUCGAAACAGGCCAUACUUUUCACCGUGAUGGGCUAUCCGAUGAGAUUCCAUCGAUUUCCAUGAUACAGCAUACUACCGCGUCGAACUUGGGUCUCCGGCCUGCCUCUGCAGACCUCUAUCUAGGGAUAUAUGGGGAAGGAUCAUUCCAUACUGACCUGGCCUGGAUCCUGGAUAACACUCCAGUCAACGACAUCAACUAUCAGGGUUUUGAUAGCACAUUCACCGGGGUUGCAGAAGAGCCGUUCAUCCACCCACAGCGGCAGCGCAUGUCAUUAGAAGAAGUUUUACAGGGAGCUACAUCGCAGGACUUACCACAUCUCAGAUCAGAUCACGAGAAUGAAGAUAACUGUACCUUCUCCGAUCCACGUCAAACCAACUGGCCGGAUGAAGAAGUUCACCUCGAAAGUUCAGGCCCACUCUGGACUACGAUAACAGACCCUAGAUCUUGGGUAGAUUCUCAAGAAAUCAAAGACUUCAACGAUUUGUGGGAAAAGACUCAACACUGGUCCUGCAAGGUUGACGCCGGAGUUAGGGACCGCAUCCUCCAAACCCUGUCGGACAACUCCGCUGCUGAUCAGGGUCUAGCUGCCGCUGAUGGGAAUUCUUUUCCCACCGCAGAGACCUUGGAAUACUUUAUUCAACUUUAUAUAUUUCAUGUACAUCCUCGUUUUCCGGUUGUUCAUCCUGCAACAUUCACUCCUGCCAAUUCUCCGUCUUUCCUACUUCUUUCCAUGAUAUUAGCCGGUUCCAACUAUACCAAAUCCAACCGUGGCAAGUUCUCAGUAGUGUAUCUACAUACUGUUAUGGUAAUGUUCCUUCGUUUGCAGUCUUUGGAUAUCCAAUUUUUGCGAUCCAAUGAUAAUAUCUUCACAUUACUUCUUCUGUGUGUUUCCGGUACAUGGUCUGGUCAGAAGGCAGCCUUUGAACUUGCAGAAGGAGCUCGUGGAAUUCUGGUUACAGCCUGUCGUCGCUGCCGGUUGCUAGACUGUCGACCCAAGACUCAACCCUCUGACCCACAGUCUUCGCGCUCCAAGCGGACAAGGUUACGUGAAACUUGGAAGAGCUGGAUUGACCUAGAGCAGCGUAAAAGACUCGGCCUUUCGAUAUAUAUAUUCGAUCUUCAGUUCCCUGCACUGUUCAACAACCAGCCUUAUAUUGGAAAGGCCGAAAUAAUCAAUUUGGUCCUGCCUUGUGCGUCUACGUUUUGGGAGGCAGCCUCACCAGAGGCUUGGAAAGUAUUGCUUGGUCCCGCGGAACUACCGUCCUCUAUGUAUUUCAUGGUCUCCAUGGACACGUGUCUCCUUUAUCCUGCAAUCAGAAAAGAGCCGCCGUACGCCCCGCUUGAUGCCUUUGGCAAGACUAUUUUGAUGUAUGCUAUUUUUGCCCAUAUCUACGAAUGGCGGCAGACAGUCAGCAUUGUGGUCUACAAGGGCUUCACUCGUGCUCCAGAGGUUGGUCUCUUUGAGCCAGGAGAUGGCCUCAAAGAGCGACAAGGUUGGUUAUACAAUGCUCUUGCCUGUUGGCGAAGAUAUUAUCAUUAUGGGGACCCAACAUGGAGGAAGAUGGGUAGCAUGGGGACUGAGCCAUCCUCUUCGGGGCUGCUUCUAAAUUACCUAGCAGAGAUAUGUGUGGACACCAAUAUAUCCGAUGUCCAUCUUGUUGCUGGUCGAUCAGGACUAGAGGAAGACAUCCACCUCGCAGAAGAGUCUCUUCGGCGGUGGUGUGAUGGGACUCGGUCUGAACAUACUAUCGAACGGGUGAACGCAAUGCUGGCCGCCGCCUAUAAUAUCAUUGAACAAGGCCAUGCGAGCGAAUGUGGAUUCGAGAUCGCAGUAUGUCUGCUGACAGGUGGCUUGCUUUUGUGGGUAUACCAUCGCUUGGGUGAGAGAGGGACCGCAGACGCCCAGUUGCAAAAGGCAAGCCAGUCCCUUGAGCAGUUCGGCUCGUGGGGGAUCUGCACCAACUUCGCACGUAUCCUAAGACGGUUUAUCGCGUGA